GACGCGAUAGAAAAAUUUAAUAAAUUGCAAUGACAACAAGCUAAACUAUUACAAAAGAAAGUGCUCAUUGCUGUAAUAUUAAUGUAAUCAAUUUCGAACAUACCCUGUAAAUGCGUUUAGUUUGGGUCAAAAACUUUAAAAUAAAAAUAACGCUGUCAGCAAUUGUCAAAUUAAUUGAUAACAUUUAGCAAUAACUAAACGUUUUCAAAGUCGAUUAUUUAUUUUUGUGUCAUAAAACUCAUAAAUAUUUUGAUUUUAUGUAUUUAUUUCGCAUAUAAUAUCAUAAAUGUAAGGUGAACCUUGAAAGACUAUGAUGGCGGGUACUAAACUCGAUGUGAUUUGGUCCCCUGUUCAUUUUGAUAAAUUUAUAAUAUGGGGUCCAGACAUAACCUUAUACGAAGUUGCUCGUUUAAAAGAUAUCGAGAAAAAAACUGCAUACACUCAGAUAUCCUCAACCCGCGGUGCAACUGUGCUUGCAUCGCAGAGUGCGAGCGGCGUGCGUUGCGUGGACAUCAGUGCCAUCACAGAGCAGCCAGAUCCGCUGCUGGCCCUCGGACACUCCAACGGCAGAGUCUCUCUUACCAGCCUCAAGCAGACCUAUGAUCCUUUAGGACUUGUUGGCAGGGAAUUUGUCCCUAGAUACCCACGGCUUUGCAACUCAGUAUCAUGGAGCCACGUGGAGACAAACCUGCUGAGUGUAGCGCUAGAGAAGCAUCGGAGCGACCACUGUAUACUCGUGUGGGAUGUCAACCGCGGCUUGCUGCCAGAGGAAUCAUCAAUGGAGGUAGCCUCACCGUCCACAUCUUCAGAGCCACCGAGGCCUAUUGCGGAGAUGGGCCUCUCGGAGACGUGCCACAAUGUCUCCUGGACCAACUCUCCCGACAGAACACUCCUGGCUUCCAUGAACAUGAAGUACAUCAAAAUAUUUGAUCUUAGAGACUUAUCAAACAAAGCAGUAAUGGUAACAACGACUCGCCACUGCUACGGCGCGUGCGCGGACCCGUUCAGCCCGUGGCAACUGGCGUCCCGUGGAGACGGCUGCGUGUGUGUGUGGGACGCCAGGGCCUUCGACCGGCCGCUGCUGACGCUGACUGUGCCGUCGGCGACUAAGAUCCAGUGGUGUCCUACACGACGAAACCUGCUAAUGUCGCUCCAGAGAGACUCAACCACUCUCCGACUGCACGACAUACAGCAAGCUAACAAUGACUACAAGAAUGGACAGACCACUGACUUGCAAGCCCCCGCGAUGGCCGUGGAAGCGGAGUUAGAAGAGUACAGCCGGGGCGUGUCGGUGAUAGAGCGAGACGUCACACCCGGCUGCGGGACGCUAUCCAGCUUCAGCUGGCAUCCUGCUCACGCCGUUAGAACACUUUGUGUCGCGCCAGGUACGAUAACGGACUACACAGUGUGUGAGCGCGUCACUUGCUCGUGGGGCUCCGGGCUGGCGUGGUCGGCCGGCGGCGGCGCGCUCAAGCUGAUGAAGGAAGACUUCUACGAGGCCAUAGAUGACAUCUCCUUCAAGAUGAAGAAACGAGCGCUCACAGACUAUGGACUCAAGCCCGACAUGUGGCAGAACGCAGACUUAGCCGACGACGAGGCUCUAGGCGGGCUGUGGCAUUUCCUGGCUCUCAGCAAAUCUCUCGUAGAAGAUGGUUGCAUACGAAAUAGUCCUUGGCGUCACCCUGGAGUGUGCACAGUGCUUCGCGCGCCCGGAGACGGCGGCUAUCGGUCUGAACUGGUGCCCUCACUGUUGCCUGACCUACCCAGCCGACGUGUCACACUGUAUAGGAGCGCAGAGCGGACUCGAGCGUUACAGCUGUGCGGCUGGGGCUGGGGCUGGGAGAACGCCGGGGCUGGUGUAGAGCGCGCCGAGGCGGAGGGCACGCCGUGCCGCGCCGCCGCGCUGGCCGCCUUCCACCUGCGCCUGCGCACCGCGCUCGAUAUACUAGCCAGGGCGGCCUCCCCGCAGCUUCGCGUGGUGGCGCUAGCGCUCGCCGGGCUGAGCGAGGAGCGGCUGUGGCGCGAGUCGCUGUCGGCGGCGGCGCCGGCGCUGCCGGACGCGUACCUGCGCGCGCUGCUGCACUUCCUGGCCGCCUCCGCCUCCGCGCAGCAGCCCGCCAAGCCGCAGGACCUGUGGCCGGUGCUGAACGAAACAGAGAUGCGGCUAGAAGAUCGCGUGGCGUUCGCCUGCAUGUACCUGUCAGAUGUGAAGCUACACGAGUACAUACAGCAAAGCGCAGAGCAACUCGUGCAGAGGGGCGACCUGGCCGGAAUCCUGCUUACUGGUAUGAGUCCCCCCGGCGUGACGCUGCUCCAGCACUGGCUGGAGAACACGGGAGACGUGCAGUCAGCCGCACUGCUCGCUGCGCGCUGUCUGCCCGCCGACCUCGUGCCUGCUGCGUGGCUCGACAGUUACCGCUGCAUCCUGGACAGUUGGCAGCUCUGGUGGGCGCGCUGCGCGCUCGACACGUGGGUCUCGCAGAAUGAUUCUAAUGCAGAGGGCGUCCCUAGACAGGUGUCGGUGGCGUGCACGUACUGCGGCAAGUCCGUGGCGGCGCCCGCCGGCCAGCACCGGCCGCGGCCCGCCUUCGCCAGGCUGCCGCCGCCCGCUGCCAAGAUGAAGCAAAUCUCAUCAUGUCCGAACUGCCGCAAGCCGCUGCCUCGCUGCGGCGUGUGCCUGCUGCACCUGGGCACGGGCGCCGCGGGCGGGGGCGGGGGCGGGCGCGGGCGCGGGGGCGCCGGCGCCAGCUUCGCGGGCUGGUUCUCGUGGUGCGUGGCCUGCAGGCACGGCGGACACGCGCACCACAUGGCCGGCUGGUUCAAAGAACAUUCAGAAUGUCCGGUGAGCUCUUGUUCGUGCCGCUGCAGCUCGCUCGACGCGCCCGACCGACACUAGCCGAGGAGCCUUCGUGACGUGACGGUACCCGUUUCAUGAAAACGGCCAAA
Leguminivora glycinivorella is the source of this 2946-nucleotide messenger RNA. It is a transcript of the gene mio, whose product is annotated as GATOR complex protein MIOS. Gene Ontology annotation, cellular component: cytoplasm. The record is from RefSeq and is a predicted model, not a curated record. Gene Ontology annotation, biological process: positive regulation of TORC1 signaling; cellular response to amino acid starvation. NCBI's taxonomy places the organism in Eukaryota, Metazoa, Arthropoda, Insecta, Lepidoptera, Tortricidae. Gene Ontology annotation, molecular function: protein binding.